This is a messenger RNA of Thermothelomyces thermophilus ATCC 42464, 2144 nucleotides long. RefSeq lists its product as uncharacterized. The coding region runs from base 172 to 1689 and encodes 505 amino acids. Lineage: Eukaryota; Fungi; Ascomycota; Sordariomycetes; Sordariales; Chaetomiaceae. The transcript has 6 exons. Gene Ontology annotation, molecular function: dihydrolipoyl dehydrogenase (NADH) activity; flavin adenine dinucleotide binding. The record is from RefSeq and is a predicted model, not a curated record. Gene Ontology annotation, cellular component: oxoglutarate dehydrogenase complex; mitochondrion.
CAUUUUUUCGACGCUGGACGCAGCUCCUCUGAUCCCCAACAAACUUUACGUGACGCACCUGCCAUCACAUAUCUCGUUCCCGACCUGCACAUCUUUGUCGUGGAACGUUUUUGCGUGCCUUUUAAAGUCUUGGAUUUCUUUCUGAUUGUCGGUCGAGUGCACACAUUUAAAAUGCUGUCGCAGAGAUUAAUAGGCCGCACUGCGGUCAAGUCCGCGUUCAAACCGUCAGGGCUGCCAUCCAUUGUUGGCGCGUCAAGGUGGAGGCGGACAUAUGCCACCGAGGCUGAAACGAGGGAUCUCGUCAUCAUCGGCGGCGGCGUCGCCGGCUACGUCGCCGCCAUCAAAGCUGGCCAGGAGGGCAUGAAGGUUACAUGUAUUGAGAAGCGCGGGACCCUCGGCGGUACCUGCCUCAACGUGGGCUGCAUCCCAUCAAAAUCGCUCCUUAACAAUUCGCACUUGUACCACCAGAUUCUCCACGACUCGAAGCAUCGCGGCAUCGAGGUCGGCGACGUCAAGCUCAACCUGAAGCAGCUGAUGAAGGCGAAGGAGCAGUCAGUCGCAGGCCUGACCAAGGGUGUCGAGUUCCUGUUCAAGAAGAACGGCGUCGAGUACCUGAAGGGUACGGGGUCGUUCCAGGAUGAGCACACGAUCAAGGUUCAGCUCAACGAUGGCGGCGAGACGAGCGUGACGGGCAAAAACAUUCUUAUCGCGACCGGUAGCGAGGCUACCCCCUUCCCCGGCCUCGAGAUUGACGAGAAGAGGGUGAUUACCAGCACCGGUGCCAUUGCCCUUGAGGAGGUUCCCAAGAAGUUGGCGGUCAUUGGCGGCGGCAUCAUUGGUCUCGAGAUGGCGUCUGUGUGGUCUCGCCUCGGAUCUGAGGUCACCGUGGUUGAGUUCCUCGAUCAGAUUGGCGGUCCCGGCAUGGACUCCGAGAUUGCGAAGAGCAUCCAGAAGAUCCUGAAGAAGCAGGGUAUCAACUUCAAGACGGGCACCAAGGUUGUCAGUGGCGACAAGAGCAGCGAAGGCGUUAAGCUGAACAUCGACUCAGCCAAGGGUGGCAAGCCGGAGACGCUCGACGCUGACGUUGUCCUGGUCGCGAUCGGCCGUCGCCCGUAUACCCAAGGGCUUGGCUUGGAGAACAUUGGCCUUGAGCUCGACGAGCGCGGCCGUGUGAUCAUCGACUCGGAGUACCGCACCAAGAUCCCACACAUCCGCUGCGUCGGCGACGUCACCUUCGGCCCCAUGCUCGCGCACAAGGCUGAAGAGGAAGCUGUUGCUGCCGUCGAGUACAUCAAGAAGGGCUACGGCCACGUCAACUACGGCUGCAUCCCAUCCGUCAUGUACACCUUCCCCGAGGUCGCGUGGGUUGGCCAGUCGGAGCAAGACCUCAAGAAGGCGGGCGUCAACUACCGCGUCGGUACCUUCCCCUUCAGUGCCAACUCGCGCGCCAAGACCAACCUGGACACGGAAGGCAUGGUCAAGAUGCUUGCCGAUGCUGAGACGGACCGGCUGCUUGGCAUCCAUAUCAUCGGCCCCAAUGCCGGCGAGAUGAUUGCCGAAGGUACGCUGGCGCUCGAGUACGGCGCGUCGAGCGAGGAUAUCGCGCGCACUUGCCACGCGCACCCCACCCUCGCCGAGGCUUUCAAGGAGGCGGCCAUGGCGACGUACUCAAAGCCGAUCCAUUUCUAAGCUGAGUGGGCUGCUUUGGAGGUAUGAGGCAUGGCGUUUUCUUGAAUCCCCUGUACUUUAGCUUGUUCUCGGUUCAAGGCAUCAUAGGCCGAACAGCGCUUGCCUUUUGCCCUUGCCUUGCCUCAUCUUACGUUCUGGUAUGGAGAUGGUUUUAUAUAUAUAUGGGUGGACGGAAACGAGUCGAGACAUGUAGAAUUUUCGUUAAGAUGAUAGAGAUUUUUGGUUAUUCUACGCGAAAUACCAGGUGUCGGUACUGGGUCUUGGUCCAGCGGUGAUUUUCGGGAGCGCUCCAGCAAGGAACGACUUCUGAAUCGCAAUCGUACGGUUCGUUUGUACAACCGAGCAGGGCGAAGUAGUCCACAUCAACACUGCGUGUCAGCCGGAGCCAAGGGUCAAGAAAGCCGUCCCCCUACACUAUAGUCCGUAGUGUACCCUACAACCCCCUCCCCCCCCCC